This is a messenger RNA of Paralichthys olivaceus (Japanese flounder), 747 nucleotides long. The record is from RefSeq and is a predicted model, not a curated record. Lineage: Eukaryota; Metazoa; Chordata; Actinopteri; Pleuronectiformes; Paralichthyidae.
AGUCGUAGUGUAGAGUUAGAUGCUUCCAGCUUCCAGCCCACAUCCACAGCAGAACACACACACACACACACAUGACUCCUGGGAAUAAUCACUGAUUUCCAUUCUUUAACACCCAGAAUGAAUAAGGUGGCACCUCUGCAGAAAAAGAAGAGACAGGAUUUUAUACCUUACUUUCUGGGAUUUGUGAUAUUUUUGUAUUGCACCGUUCAUCUUGUGUCAUUCACAGCAAACACAGCUCAGGAAACUCACUCCUCCAGGGUGCGCCGGGCUCUAGAGAAUGAGACAGAAUGCAUUUCACCACAGUCCUCAGAGUUUCCUCAAGGCUUCUUCACGGUGCAGGAGAGGAAGGACGGAGGCCUCGUCAUUUACUUUAUGCUCAUCUUCUACAUGCUGCUGGCUGUGGCUAUUGUCUGCGACGAUUACUUCCUGCCAUCUUUAGAAGUGAUCAGUGAGCGUUUGGGACUGUCUCAGGAUGUCGCAGGAGCCACGUUCAUGGCAGCUGGGAGUUCUGCACCAGAGCUGGUCACGGCCUUUCUGGGUGUGUUUGUGACAAAGGGAGACAUCGGGGUCAGCACCAUCGUGGGGUCAGCAGUCUACAACCUGCUGGGGAUCUGUGGCGCAUGUGGACUCUUGGCCUCCAUGGCAGGACGUCUCAGCUGUUGGCCACUGUUCAGGGACUGCCUGGCAUAUGGCAUCAGUGUGGCUGCUGUUAUUGCUAUCAUCUCUGAUAACAAGGUCUACUGGUGA